This is a messenger RNA of Drosophila kikkawai, 1185 nucleotides long. It is a transcript of the gene KFase, whose product is annotated as kynurenine formamidase. Gene Ontology annotation, molecular function: lipase activity. The record is from RefSeq and is a predicted model, not a curated record. NCBI's taxonomy places the organism in Eukaryota, Metazoa, Arthropoda, Insecta, Diptera, Drosophilidae.
UGCAUUACAAUUGACUGCAAUAAGGUCGAUUUGCAAAAAAAGCUGUUGCUGGUCCCACUCACCUUUGUAUUACUACUCCUAAUUUUGAACUCAACAAGUGUUUUUUCAGUUUCUUAUCAGUAAUGUACAAUCCGAAAAGCCAGGACCUUGACCGGGAGUAUUUUCCUAGUUAUCACACUACCAGGUUUCAAAAUGAGCCGGAACCAAAUUUGGCCGUUGUAGAGCAUUUUAUAAAAGUAACUCAACAGCAUGAAAGGGACUUGACCGAGAAUCGGAACAUCAUCGUGGAAAACUUGCGCUAUGGCGAAGGGCGCCGAGUUGUGGAUGUCUUCUCCGACAAGAAUACACCCGUCCACAGUCCACUUUUAGUGUUCGUACAUGGCGGCUACUGGCAGAUGCUGGACAAGAGCCACUCCUGCUCCAUCGUGGGGCCACUGGUGCGACAGGGAAUCCGUGUGGCCGUUAUGGAUUACAACCUUUGCCCCGCCGUGAGCCUCGAAAAGCUAAUGGCGGAGUUCGUUCGCUUCCUCGACUGGAUUUUCAGAUACGCCGAGCUCACACAAGUUAUGGAAAUAACAUUCGUCGGGCACUCGGCCGGCGCUCAUUUGCUGUCCCGGAUCCUCAACUCACCCGAGGUGGUCAGUCCCCAGCGGAGCCAGAUGUGCUGGGCCCUGGUCUUCAUGUGCGGCGUGUACGACUUGAGGGAGCUGUACAAUUUGGAAUCGGUGAAUCCCAAAAACAUUCUGGACAUCGACGAGCGCAAAGCGGAGAGCCUGUCGCCCAUGCUAUGGUCGUACACGGAUGUGGGUGGUUGGAGAUCGACGCGGAUCUACGUAUUGGUCGCCGAGCACGACAGCGUCACCUUCAUAGAGCAGAGUCGGCGCUUUAGCGAGGUUCUGAGGAAUGCCGGCUUCCAGACAUCGUUUAAGGUGUUUCAAAAGUACGAUCACUUCGACAUCAUCGAAGAGACGGCCAUUGAUGACUCCGAUAUAUCCCGGUAUUUGCGCAAUAUCCGGAAUGAAUAACCCAGUUGUUCAGUUAUUUCAUCGUUAUUUUACUUUGUAAAACAAGCUUAGCCUAGUAGUAAGUAUGUAUACCAUAUGUACACUAGCAUAUUGUGACUUACUGGUACGGGUGCGGGCUCUGCAAUAAAUUAGCGUGGCUUGGAGAAACUGAAAAAACGAA